AUGGCGCCCAAGCGCAAGCGCAAGCCGAGGGCGACGCCGGUGGUCGACGACGACGGCAACGACGAUGCACCGUCCACGUCCACCGCCCCUUCUUCCCCCCGCGUCGGCCUCGAGCACCUCCCCGUCCCCGUCCUCGAGCUCAUCCUCCGCAGGCUCGACCACGAUUCCUUAUUCACGUGCGCGUUUGUUUGCAAGGCGUGGCGGGACACGCUCACGAGGGACCUCGCGGGGGCGACCCCGGAGGUUUGGCGCACGAGGCUCACGGAGUUCGUGGACGCCAACUCCGACGCGCUCUGCGCCCUGGACAAGGACGCCGCGCGCAAACCCGGCGCGUUCGGCAACCCGAUGAGCGCCGAGGAAUGGAACAGCGCCGAGCGGCGAAAGGUUCGCGCCUAUUACGCCCCGCUGCUCGCGGCGAGGACGAUGUGCGCGCCGCCGACGAGCGGCGAGGAGCUCCACUUCAUGCACGUGCACAGCGGUCUCACGCCGACGACGAGACCCGGACCGGUCGGGGACGACGCCGAUGGCGGCGGCCUCGGGGCGGACGGGGGAGGUGCGAGCGCGAGCGACCCGGAGGAUCAGUUCGCCGCGCUAGACCCCUUGUCCCUGUACAAGAAUCUGUACGAGGAGUCGUGCUACGACUGCCGCGAGAUGAAGCGACGGGACGACAUCACGCGCAACGCGACGUGGAGGUGCACCGCGGGUUCGCUGCGGGUCAGGCUGUGCAAGUCGUGCUCCGAGCUCUACGCGUACAAACCCCGGGGUCGAAUGCGUCUAGUGACGUUUACGCGGUGCAAAGACGACUGGUGUUUGCGGCCCAAGGAUCUGGAGGGGCUGCCGUACGGACUGGACACUAACCCGGAGAACGCGAGCUGGGCGCCGAUGAAGCUGUACCGCAGGGUCGACGUGGUGGAGCGCGCGCUGGCGCGGUGGAAGAGCAGGGCGAGGUUGGAGGCGGAGCUGAAAAGGAGAGCGCUGCGGUGA
This is a messenger RNA of Micromonas commoda, 984 nucleotides long. RefSeq lists its product with no specific name. The transcript has a single exon. NCBI's taxonomy places the organism in Eukaryota, Viridiplantae, Chlorophyta, Mamiellophyceae, Mamiellales, Mamiellaceae. Gene Ontology annotation, biological process: nucleotide-excision repair involved in interstrand cross-link repair; base-excision repair; UV-damage excision repair. Gene Ontology annotation, molecular function: protein binding; damaged DNA binding. The record is from RefSeq and is a predicted model, not a curated record. The coding region runs from base 1 to 984 and encodes 327 amino acids. Gene Ontology annotation, cellular component: nucleotide-excision repair factor 1 complex.